Solea solea (common sole) is the source of this 5935-nucleotide messenger RNA. RefSeq names its product itchy E3 ubiquitin protein ligase a (gene itcha). Bases 179 to 2785 code for a protein of 868 amino acids. The transcript is spliced from 24 exons. Gene Ontology annotation, biological process: protein K29-linked ubiquitination; protein K63-linked ubiquitination; protein K48-linked ubiquitination. Lineage: Eukaryota; Metazoa; Chordata; Actinopteri; Pleuronectiformes; Soleidae. Gene Ontology annotation, molecular function: protein binding; ubiquitin protein ligase activity. The record is from RefSeq and is a predicted model, not a curated record.
GGGAAAUUGGGCGCCGUCCUAGCUAGCAAGCUAAUGGAACACGGGGCUGUGUUGAUGGCAUCAGGCGGCUACCUGUCAACGUUAUAGGCGUCGCUGAAUCUAAAGUCUGUGUGGCUCUUUAUCACCUGCUUACAUCAGUUGUUGCAGUCAAAUAAGACUGCUGGGUUAUGGAAGAGCCAUGAAGGCCCAAUUGCAAGUCACAGUGCUUUCAGCCAGGCUGAAGGAAAACAAAAAGACCUGGUUUGGACCCAGUCCAUAUGUGGAGGUAGCUGUGGAUGGCCAGUCGAAAAGGACAGAGAAGUGCAACAACACUCACAGUCCAAAAUGGAAGCAGGCCCUUACAGUAAUUGUGACCCCGGUCAGCAAGCUCAUCUUUCGUGUAUGGAGUCACCAGACACUGAAGGCAGACAUUCUGUUGGGAAUGGCCACACUGGAGAUCCUUGAGACCCUCAGAACCAAUGACCUGAAAUUGAGUGAGGUGGUGCAAACACUGCAGCUGUGUUCUGACAGAGACCCCCAGGAUGUUGUAGGUGACCUGUCAGUCUGUCUGGAUGGCAUGCAGGUGGAUCCUGAAUCGUUCAACCCUGCACAGAGAGAUUAUGCUGCUGUUUCAAAUGGGAAUGUGGAAGAAAAUGGUGACGCUGGAAAGAGGUCAAGCAUAGACACGUCUCUCUCCAGUGACUCAGAGGAGUGGGUCAUUGUACCUAAUGGCCUCACUGUCAACGAUUCGGCCCCUUUUUCCCAGUCCCCAGGAGACUCCACUGCCUCACAUCCUCCCAGACCAGCCGGACCUCCUCCUCCACCUCCAACACCUCAGAGACCUGCCGCCUCUCCAACCUCCUCCAGCAGUUCUUCUCCUAGUGAGCUGAGUGACGGUCCGGCCUCUGAUGGCUCCUGUCAGAUGUCUGCCAGUGGAGUUUCAGAUCAGCCGGGUGAUUCCAGGGCAGCAGCCACAAAUUCUUCGCAGACAGCGUGUGGUCCCAAACCAGGUCCCUCUGACCCAGCAGCUCUGGCCGCAGCAACCCCGAGAAUCACACCCUUAAACAAUACUCCACUGCCACCAGGGUGGGAACAAAGGGUGGACCUAAAUGGUCGGGUGUACUAUGUGGAUCACAUUGAGAAAAGGACGACCUGGGAAAGGCCCGAGCCUCUGCCUUCAGGGUGGGAGCGCAGGGUGGACCCGAUGGGUAGGGUGUACUUUGUCGAUCACAUAACCCGAACUACAACAUGGCAGCGUCCCACACAGGAGUCAGUGCGUAACUAUGAGGAGUGGCAAAACCAGCGCAGCCAGCUUCAGGGAGCCAUGCAUCAGUUUAACCAGAGGUUUAUCUAUGGGCUUCAAGACCAGUUGACAGCUACAGCCAAUAAAGAGUUUGACCCGAUGGGGCCACUGCCACAUGGUUGGGAAAAGAGAACAGAUACCAAUGGCCGGGUGUAUUUUGUUCAUCAUCCAACUCGGAUGACACAGUGGGAGGAUCCCAGGAGGCAAGGGCUGCUGAAUGACAAGCCCCUGCCAGAGGGCUGGGAGAUGAGAUUCACUGUAGAUGGCAUUCCGUACUUUGUAGACCACAACAGGCGAACCACAACCUACAUUGACCCACGCACUGGGAAAUCUUCACUUGAGAACGGGCCACAGAUAACCUAUGUCAGGGACUUUAAAGCCAAAGUGCAAUACUUCAGGUUCUGGUGUCAGCAAAUGUCAAUGUCUCAGCACAUAAAGAUUUCUGUUACCCGAAAGACCUUGUUUGAGGACUCAUUCCAGCAGAUCAUGAGCUUCCACCCUCAAGAUCUGAGGCGGAGACUAUGGAUUAUAUUCCCGGGAGAGGAGGGGUUGGACUAUGGGGGUGUGGCCAGGGAGUGGUUUUUCUUGCUGUCUCAUGAGGUACUGAACCCCAUGUACUGUUUGUUUGAGUAUGCUGGCAAGGACAACUACUGCCUGCAGAUCAACCCUGCCUCUUACAUCAACCCUGAUCACCUCAAGUACUUCAGGUUCAUUGGACGCUUCAUUGCCAUGGCGCUGUUCCACGGCAAAUUCAUCGACACAGGUUUCUCUCUGCCCUUUUACAAGCGCAUCCUGAACAAACCUCUUGCUCUCAAAGAUCUGGAGUCCAUAGAUCCAGAGUUUUACAACUCACUCAUUUGGAUCAAGGAUAACAAUAUAGAGGAGUGCGGUUUGGAGAUGUUCUUCUCAGUUGACAAGGAAAUCCUGGGGGAGGUCACCACCCACGAGCUGAAAGCAGAUGGAGGUAACGUCCUAGUAACUGAGGAAAACAAAGAGGAAUACAUCAGAUUGGUGGCAGAGUGGAGGCUUUCCAGAGGUGUGGAGGAGCAGACUCAGGCAUUCUUUGAGGGAUUUAAUGAAGUUCUGCCCCAGCAAUACCUUCAGUACUUUGAUGCUAAGGAAUUAGAGGUGAUGCUUUGUGGUAUGCAGGAGAUAGACCUGGUGGAUUGGCAAAGAAACACGAUCUACAGGCACUACGCCCGAAGCAGCAAGCAGAUUCUUUGGUUCUGGCAGUUUGUGAAGGAGAUGGACAACGAGAAGAGGAUGCGGCUGCUCCAGUUCGUAACAGGAACAUGCCGCCUUCCUGUGGGUGGUUUCACUGACCUGAUGGGGAGCAAUGGCCCUCAAAAGUUCUGUAUUGAGAAAGUGGGCAAAGACAACUGGCUUCCACGAAGCCACACAUGCUUUAAUCGUUUGGACCUUCCUCCUUACAAGAGCUACGAGCAGCUGAAGGAGAAGCUCAUGUUUGCCAUAGAGGAGACAGAAGGCUUUGGGCAGGAGUGAUGCCACAGUAAGAGCAGGAGCAGCACGAUCGGGUGGAGGAGACACCCAUUUCAGGAUAAAGCACUUUCAGAUUGUGAUUGCAGCCAGGAGACACAUAUAUACGUAUUGGUAGAUGGCUGUGAUUUCUUUUUUAAUAUGUUUCUGUCACACUAACAUAUGCAGUCUUAAAGAUUUGUAAGAUAUUUAGUUAGAUUUAUUUAAUUUGUCAAUUAGCUUGACAAGACUCCUGUGACACGGGCUUACGAGGGUUCACCCCCCUAUGACUAGUUUGUCUCUAAUCUAGCUGAUCUCAUUUACCUGCUCAACCCACUGAGCAGGUGUGGAGACGGAGGAGACGUCUUUCUCACUCUGUCACGUCUGCACUUGCUCGAUAUUACGCAAGUGCAGUUUCUACAUGUAAAUCUGUGAAUCUUUGCAGUAGAAUAUUUGAAGCGCCGCCUGUUAGGUCUAUGCAUAAUUAAUGGUUAUGGGGGGAAGAAAAAAAACAACACAUUUGUGCAUUUUGAAUUGAGAUAAAAGGGUACAUAUCUAGAAGCAACUUAAAAGACACAUAUGUACUUUGGGGUCUGUCUGACUUUUUUGUUCUUGAAUGGACAAAUUAUUUUUUUUCCCCCAGUAGCGGAAUGGACUGACUCUCAUAGCAAAUACUUUUUUAAAUGACUUUUGAUAAAUAAAUAAAUAAUCAUGCUAUUUUUAUUAUAAUUUUCUUUUAUUUUGACAGGUUGAUUUUCUUUCCUAAGUAAUGGCAUCAAAUCUAAAAACAUAGUUGAGCAGUAUGAGACCAUUGUGAUUGUUCUUAAGAGAGGUCGUAUUUUUUUUUUAAUGUGCAAUAGUUUUGUAGAAAAUGUUUUGUCAGUAAUGGAAUCAAACAACAGUUUGAAUUUUUUUUUUUUAAAGCACCUUGCCAAGUUUGUGCAUAUACUUUAGAUCUAAAUUCCCAUUAUGAAAUAUGGCAGAACGGAUUUGUUUGUGAUUUGCGUGGGCAAACUUUGCCUUCCCUAAAUGGUCUGCUAUUUAUUCAGUACAUUAUUAGCCUACGUGACUAUGAUAGACACUUUUCUUUCUGAGUUUCUAAGUGUGUGAGACUUGGGAGUGUGAAGUAUUGUAAGUCUCUCAAUAAUCAUGAGAUUUUACUGAUGAUUUGCUGGAUCACUGAUACCCACUGAAUGGUUGCAGUUUAAGUAUUACCUUAGAGCCUGAAUGAAGAGACACAAUCAUAAGCAUCUAUGUAAAUAUUCUUAAAGAUAGAAAAUAUGUUAAUGUGUGUAUAUAUAUACAUUUAAAUAUAUACAUAUAUACCCACACAGUGGAACCCUCCCCCACCAUGAUUUGGAGACUUUUGGAGGUGCUGUAUGUAAAAUAUGUCACUGCAAUCCCCAUUCAAAACAUUGGAGAAGUUGGACUGCCACUCACGGGACAUUUUCUAAACACUCGAUCUGCACGUAAACUGAUCGUUACACUGAGUUCAUGCACAAACACAUACACACACAUAACUGCCCCACUGUUUAUUUAGUUUUUAUAAACACUGAACCACUUUCAUCAAUUUCCACGUGCGUCAGCAACAGGUGCAGAUUGAAAGUGAGUUUGCUUUAGAAUGGCAGCAGAGAAGUAUCAUCAUGUGAAAAAAAACAGGACACGUGACAAUAACGUACCGUAAAAACAUUAUAUAUGUUAGAUAUCCAUUGACAGAGUGUUUGUUAAUGUUGAAGUUCUGUGAGCAGCAUUACCAGAAGGGUCAGACGUGGGUAGCGCAACAGACAAAAACACCAAACCAAAACAUAGACGGAGCUUGUAGCGGGCUAAUAAAAAUCUCUUUUGUGAAUAUACACAAUUCAAUUCAACAUUUCCUUCAUCUCUGAUGACAUUAUUUUAUAUCUUAAUGUAAUACAUUUCUUACGUAUAGCACCUGAUUUAAAUAAUUUAAUAGUAAUUGGCCCUAGUUUUAUAGGGUGUGAGGUAUUUCAAGUUUUGCAGAAAUAGUGUAUUUCAUGGCUUUGCCCAAACAUAGUUUCACUAAUUAAGCUUCUUUUUGAGUUUCAAGGCAAGUAUCGUUUCAACAAAAACUCUACAGAGACGGUCUACCAUAGCUUUUUUUUCCGCAAAGAUCAAGGAUGAUCAGUAAUUACACACAUUAAUUGUCACUGUUUGACUUUUAAAAUGUAAACAAAGAAGUAGCUUUUAAGUAAAAAUUUAGUGAUAUUUUAUCAUUGAAAAUAUAUUCACAGAUUUGUCCUCUUAAGCAGUUUUUUUUUUGUAAGGAAACCAGGUCUUAAUAUUUCUUAGAGAUGUUUCACUCAUCACUGCUGUUUCAAAUGUUUUAUUAACAGGGCAAAGAUACUAGGUUGUUCUGUUUGUAGACAGUAUUGUCUCGUGUUACUGUGUAUUCCUUUGUCUUCUUUGCUUAAUAUGAGACGAGCCAAAUCUAUUAAUUGUAAUGUGAUCUUUUUAAUGACUCAAAGUCAGUAGUGUGAUUAUGUGGUGUGGUGUGGUGCAUCAUUGCAGGCUAUAAUAUAAAAAUGUAUCCCAGAUGAUUGAAAAUGUGUAAUUACGACUAAGUUUCACUAACAUUAGUUUACAGGAAAAAAAAUGAAGGCAAGGAAGUUUUUUUUAUACAGUUUUAUUUAGCUGGUAAUGAAUAAAAUGCUGGUUGUUCUUACUGACUGAAGCUCUUUUUGCCGCAGAUUGGCAGUAAUUGAAUGCACGUGUGCAUACAUGUACAGCAUUUGGUGUGUUCUUACUGGUAUACUGACUUAUUGCUUUCAUUGCUUUUUUUUAUGCAGACCAUAAAACAAAUAAAAUCUUGAUUAAAAAAAAAAAUAAAAAAGUUGAAUAUGUUUAACAGAUUACUAUUAAUGAUGUAGCACACUGACCCACCAAACUGACUGAAUUAACCACUUCACUGUUGAAUCACUGCUGUGUUUCAAAUAAUUUGGCAGUUACAUGUUUAGAAAUUAUGCAAAGUAGUGGUCUAGUUGUUCUGAUUGCAUUGUAAAUCAUGAUGAGGAUGCUUCAUUUUAUUUUUUAUUUUUUUGAAUCUCUAACUCUUUUCUAAUUCGUGGAAAUCAGUGGUAGAAUACUAUUUAUUUUGAAAAUUGGUUUCAUGUAAGAAUGAACUGGAUUGAUUGUAAUAAAAAUGAUUUUAAUACUGGG